This is a messenger RNA of Cutaneotrichosporon cavernicola, 711 nucleotides long. RefSeq lists its product as uncharacterized. NCBI's taxonomy places the organism in Eukaryota, Fungi, Basidiomycota, Tremellomycetes, Trichosporonales, Trichosporonaceae. Bases 1 to 711 code for a protein of 236 amino acids. The record is from RefSeq and is a predicted model, not a curated record. The transcript is spliced from 3 exons.
AUGAGCACCGCCGCCGUGGUCACUCCAUCCGCCGCCGAAGCCAAGGCGUACACGGCCUCACUUGUCGACGCCGAGCAGAAGGCCGUCGAGAUGUUCAAUGAGAUCCCGUCGCUCAUCACCGUCGGCAUGACGGAGAAGGCGCUCUCUGACGCGAUCCACCACCUCGGUGAGACCAAGUACGGCGUGCGCACGCACUGGCACAAGCGCAUCAUCCGGAGUGGACCGAACACGCUCCGCCCCUUCGAGGACAACCCACCGGACCGCAAGAUCGAGGCAGAUGACAUUCUCGUCAUCGACCUUGGGCCGGUGUUCGAAAAGUGGGAGGCCGACUUUGGGCGCACGUACGUGCUGGGCGACGACCCCGAGAAGAAGGCCAUGGUCGCUGCGCUCGAGCCUAUCUGGCAACGCAUCAAGGCGCGCUUUGACGCUCGGCCUGACAUGAGUGGAGAAGAGCUGUAUAAGAUUGCGCAAGAGGAGACGGCCAAGGACGGAUACGACUGGGGUGCGCCGAUUGCGGGCCACAUCGUCGGGCACUUUCCACACGAGCGCAUCCCGCGCGACAAGAUCAGUCUGUACAUUGCCGACGGAAAUGGGUCCACCAUGGCCUCGACAGGCAAGAACGGCCACAAGCGCCACUGGAUUCUCGAGAUCCACGCGCGGGACAAGCAGGGCCGCUACCAGGGUUUCUUCGAGCAGCUGUUGACGCUGUAG